CGGGGAGAAACUCAAACAGAAGGUGGGACAAUUUGUUAUGAGAUUGUUGUUCAUUGAAAGUGACGGACAUUUAAUACAAAUGACUUGAUAGUAGUGGUGAAAAACAGUGCUUUGCUUUCCGGUAGGAUCAAAAUGUAUGACCGUAUGUUCGAUAAUUAAAGAUAAUAUAUUUUGUGGGCUGGUUCUACGUGGGAAGAGGCCUUGUAGUCGUAGGGACUUCUACAAGAAUUUCGGGAAAAUUACAGUAAAACUGGAAUCACCAUUGCAUGUGCUUGGAGGAGUAACAACUUGCAUUAAGAAACAUUAAGAAAAUUAGUCAGUCAUGGCAUCGAACACUACCUUUAAAUAUUGCCCAACCGGGGAACUAACUUCGGAUGAACUUUUCAAAGAUAUAGGCCAGAGCGCUGCGGCCAUCGUCGCCAUCUUCUUCAUGACUGCAGUGUCGAUUCUAACCGUGGUCCUUUUUAUAGAAUCCGUCAUGAAUGUCAACAAGAAGAUCCCUAACAGUAGACGAAGGGUCCGUCUCACAGUCCUGAUGGGGAUAUAUCCAGUAAUGUCAGUCACCUCGCUGUUUUCCUUGUACGUUCCAUCAGCACAUCUACUUAAUACGCUUCUUGCAUCGAUGUAUUUCUCAGUUGCUCUGUUCCAAUUCCUCAUGCUCAUCAUCGAUUACUACGGAGGCAAACACGCUGUGGUGGAGAAACUGAAAGAUCAGAAACUAUCACUGGCUGGCCCUCCUCUAACCUGUUGCUGCCCCUGCUGCUUACCCAAGAUCACCAUCACAGCGAAGAAUCUCCGUAGACUGAGACGGCUAGUGAUGCAGGUGGCCUUCGUACGACCUUUGACCUUUUUCAUCUCCUUGGUGUUAUGGACUGAUGGGAAAUACAAACACGGGGAGAUCGCCUUGAACGAGCCAUACAUCUACCUGACCACCAUCUCAAUUACCUCUGGUCUAUUCGCACUCUACGGUAUCAUCCUCUUCCUGACUGCCUCGCUGGAACCCCUCAAAUCUUACCGCAUCAAACCCAAGUUUUUCAUAGUGCAGAUGGUGCUGAUCCUCAUCAGCACGCAGAACCUUGUCCUGGCAGUACUCGCUGAUAUCGGUGUCAUACCGUGUGUACCUCCCUUCAAUUCAGACUCAAGGGCAAACUAUAUUGGCGACAUGCUGGUCGUAGUGGAGAUGCUGUUCUUUGGCGUGCUCAGCCGAAUGUACUUCCGAGGUCGCUUCGGAAACAUGGACAUCGUAGACGAGAGCGCCCCCGUCGGUGGACGACUGGCCAUGUUUGGGCAGUAUUCUGUCGUUACUAUGGAAACAGAAGGACAGAAAGGCACCGAAAUGCAGAAGACACCACCGGAGAAUGAAAGUGAUUCCAGUCGUAAUAACAAUGGACUUAUCAAAGAAAAGGAGAUGAAUGAGCUGAACCACAAGACUGCCAGUGAAGUGUAGAUGUAUGACAC
Molecule: messenger RNA, 1458 nt
Organism: Asterias rubens (European starfish)
Lineage: Eukaryota; Metazoa; Echinodermata; Asteroidea; Forcipulatida; Asteriidae
Product: organic solute transporter subunit alpha-like
Exons: 8
Coding region: 323-1447 (374 amino acids)
Biological process (GO): transport
Molecular function (GO): transporter activity
Source: RefSeq, a predicted model, not a curated record